AUCCUAAGUCUGUGGUGUACGUGAAUUUUGGAAGCAUCACUGUCAUGACACCAAACCAAAUGGUUGAGUUUGCUUGGGGACUAGCUAAUAGCAAUCAAACCUUUUUGUGGGUAAUAAGGCCUGACCUUGUUGCUGGUGAUUUGGCUAUUCUUCCUCCUGAAUUUGUGAAGGAGACAAAAAACUGGGGCUUAUUAGCAAGUUGGUGCCCACAAGAAAACGUUCUUAGCCACCCAGCCACCGGAGGAUUCUUAACUCACACCGGGUGGAAUUCGACUCUUGAAAGUAUAUACGCUGGAGUGCCAAUGAUCUGUUGGCCAUUUUUUGGGGAGCAACAAACCAAUUGUUGGUACUGCUGCACUCAAUGGGGCAUUGGCAUGGAGAUAGACAAUGAUGCGAAGAAAAAUGAAAUUGAGACUCUUGUGAGAGAGUUGAUGGGUGGAGAGAGAGGCAAAGAGAUGAAGAAGAAGGUGGUGGAUUGGAAGCAAAAGGCUGAAAAUGCCACCACAGGUUCAGCUUAUGCGAUUCUGGAGAAAAUGAUCAACCAAGUGAUUCUCACUCAAAAAAAAUAG
Molecule: messenger RNA, 569 nt
Organism: Ilex paraguariensis (yerba mate)
Lineage: Eukaryota; Viridiplantae; Streptophyta; Magnoliopsida; Aquifoliales; Aquifoliaceae
Source: the annotation of a GenBank genome assembly